Molecule: messenger RNA, 744 nt
Organism: Menidia menidia (Atlantic silverside)
Lineage: Eukaryota; Metazoa; Chordata; Actinopteri; Atheriniformes; Atherinopsidae
Source: the annotation of a GenBank genome assembly
GUUAAAAGGUGUUUCGGAAAGAUUGCACUAACAAAGAGAAACAUAUCAGAGCUUUUCAGUUCCCAUGAGCAUAUUAGAAGAUUUAUAUCAGAGAACACGGAGAUAUGUGGGGAGCAGAGUCUGACCCCGGAGGUGAAACUGAGAUUAUUCACUCCUAACUGUCGAUUCUGGACAGAGAGGCCGGAACUAUGGCCGUUUGAAGACCCAUAUUGGGCCAUUUAUUGGCCAGGAGGGCAGGCACUCUCCAGGUACCUCCUGGAUAACCCUGCUGUGUGUCGGGGGAAGGCCGUGCUGGAUCUGGGGAGUGGCUGUGGGGCCUCGGCCAUCGCUGCUCAGCUCUGCGGCGCUGCACACGUAGUGGCCAAUGACAUAGACACCGUUGCAGCUGUUGCAACCUGCAUGAAUUGUGAGCUGAAUGCUGUCGAACCGCCUGUUUGUGUCACAGACAACAUGAUUGGCUCUCAGAUUGAGGGCUUUGACUUGAUCCUCCUGGGGGACAUGUUUUAUGAUGAGGUUCUUGCCACAAGUCUUCAUAACUGGCUAGACCUCUGCAUCCAAACCCACGGCACCAAAGUCCUGAUUGGGGAUCCCGGACGGGCCCAGUUUGAAGAACACAACAUUCGGCUGCUCCUGCAUCGUCUGGCUCAGUUUGAGCUGCCUCAGUGUGUGAGAGAGGAGAACUAUGGUCUCACCCGCAGCAGUGUUUGGUCAUAUCACCCUAAUACUUUAUUUCUGCAAACCUAG